Bombina bombina (fire-bellied toad) is the source of this 1936-nucleotide messenger RNA. RefSeq names its product cryptochrome-1. The record is from RefSeq and is a predicted model, not a curated record. Gene Ontology annotation, biological process: circadian regulation of gene expression; entrainment of circadian clock by photoperiod. The transcript has 11 exons. Gene Ontology annotation, cellular component: nucleus; cytoplasm. NCBI's taxonomy places the organism in Eukaryota, Metazoa, Chordata, Amphibia, Anura, Bombinatoridae. The coding region runs from base 79 to 1659 and encodes 526 amino acids. Gene Ontology annotation, molecular function: FAD binding; DNA binding.
UUUGUAACAUCUCAGGCGCGUGUAGUUAAUAAGAUCCGGUUACCGAUAAUACAGCGGAAGGACACUGACACAGACACUAUGAAACAUAACUCAAUCCACUGGUUCAGGAAGGGUUUACGCAUCCAUGAUAACCCUGCGCUGCUGGCGGCUAUGAAGGAUUGUGCAGAAUUGCACCCUAUCUUUAUACUGGAUCCCUGGUUUCCCAGAAACAUGAGAGUCAGUGUGAAUCGCUGGAGAUUUCUCAUUGAGUCCUUAAAAGAUCUGGACAACAACCUGCGCAAGAUUAAUUCCAGGCUGUUUGUGGUACGUGGAAAACCUGCGGAAGUAUUCCCGGUGCUUUUCAAAAAGUGGAAGGUAACCCGGCUGACCUUUGAAUUGGACACUGAGCCUUACUCUAAACAGCGGGAUGUAGAAGUGGAAAAGCUGGCAGCUGCACACAAUGUGCAGGUCAUACAGAAGGUGUCCAACACUUUAUACGAUGUUGACAGGAUAAUAGCUGAAAACAAUGGGAAGCCUCCCCUCACGUAUGUCCGUCUGCAGACUGUGCUAGCGUCCCUGGGGCCCCCGAAGCGCCCGGCACCAUCACCCACUCUGGAGAACAUGAAAGAUUGCUGUUCUCCUUGGAAAGCUUCGUAUGAUGAGAGAUAUGGGAUCCCUACUUUGGAGGAACUGGGGCAAGAUGCUGGAAAGCUCGGACCUCAUCUGUAUCCGGGAGGAGAGACCGAGGCAUUGAGCAGGCUGGAUUGUUACAUGAAGAGAACGACCUGGGUGUGUAAUUUUAAAAAGCCAGACACCGAGCCAAAUUCCCUGACCCCCAGCACCACCGUGCUGAGCCCAUAUAUGAAGUUUGGAUGCCUUUCUGCUCGCACGUUCUGGUGGAGAUUGGCAGAGAUUUACCAGGGGAAAAAGCAUUCGGACCCCCCAGUGUCACUUCACGGUCAGCUGCUCUGGCGAGAGUUCUUUUACACGGCUGGUGCUGGGAUCCCAAAUUUCAACAAGAUGGAGGGAAACUCAGUGUGUGUUCAGGUGGACUGGACCGAGAACAAAGAGCAUCUGCAGGCAUGGAGUGAGGGUAGGACGGGAUACCCCUUUAUAGACGCCAUCAUGACGCAGCUGCGGACAGAAGGCUGGAUCCACCAUUUGGCACGACAUGCCGUAGCGUGCUUUCUCACCAGGGGGGAUCUCUGGAUAUCUUGGGAAGAAGGACAAAAGGUAUUUGAGGAACUGCUUCUAGAUGCCGACUGGUCACUGAACGCAGGGAACUGGCAGUGGCUGUCGGCUAGCGCCUUCUUCCACCAGUUCUUUCGUGUUUACUCUCCUGUAGCAUUUGGGAAAAAGACAGACAAAAACGGUGAAUACAUCAAGAAGUACCUGCCAUUUCUGAAGAAGUUCCCGGCUGAAUAUAUAUACGAGCCCUGGAAAUCUCCACGCAGCCUGCAGGAGAAGGCAGGGUGUAUCAUUGGUAAGGAUUACCCAAAACCCAUUGUGGUGCACGAGGUUGUCAGCAAGCAGAAUAUUCAGAAGAUGAAAGCUGCAUACGCCAAAAGAUCGGCAGCCACAGAGGAGAGAGGCGAAAGUACCAGCAAAAAGGGUGCAAAACGGAAAGCUGGGAAAUCUGUGGUUGAUUUUCUAGUUAAAAAGACAGCCAAAAAAACCUGAACUUUCAAGGAGAACAAUAGAAAAAAGCAUAAAAAUUCACAUAACUUGUAUUUUAUGUAUCUGUCCCCUGCACAUCAGUUCUGGGGCAUAUUAUAGUGUGGGAUAUACAGUCAUACGUCAUCAUUUUGCCAACGGAAUAGCAGAAUUCACCAUAUGGCUCUUUCAACAAAGGACUUUGUACUGUUAUGUUUUUUAUGUCAUAUUUAUUACAGAUGUACACAAGUGCAAUUUAAGGGAAUCGCUAUACUGCAAAAUAAAUACUUUAUAAGCAUUUAAA